Molecule: messenger RNA, 639 nt
Organism: Cetraspora pellucida
Lineage: Eukaryota; Fungi; Glomeromycota; Glomeromycetes; Diversisporales; Gigasporaceae
Source: the annotation of a GenBank genome assembly
AUGCUACUAUCACCUUAUGCAGUAUACAAUAGUGCAGAAGAACUUUUUCAAAGUGUACAAACAUUUGCAAUCUUUCAAGGUUAUGCAUUAAUAAAAAAAAGAACCUGCAAAGAUAAACAUAAUGAAUUAAAAAAUAUGAAACUAUAUUAUAACCAAGGUGGUGUAUACAAUAAUUCUUUAAAUUUGAUCAGAGAAACAUGCAACAGGCAAGAAAGUACCAGGCUAAUAGACUACUCUUUUGAGUUAUAUGCUAUUCAGCACAAUAGUCAGUAUUAUCUUGAAGUACAUAAUUCAGCCUACAAUCAUGAUGGUUCAACAAAUAUGUCAGAGCAUUCUAUUGCUCAUUAUCUUACAAAACAGCAGUUAGAAAAUGUUAAAGUAAUAACUAAUGCUAGCUUACAUUCUAAAAAAAAUAUUUUGACCCUUUGCCAGAAUGAUGAAUUCAUACUUGUAAUUAAUAGUGAUAUUUACAAUACAUGCAAACAGAUUCAACAACAAAAUUUAACAGGUUAUACUCCAAUACAAGCUCUUGUAAAUGAGUUUAAAAAAGGCAACUUUUUAUAUGAUUAUGAAUAUAAUAAUACUAGGUCAGUUAAUUAUCUUUUUUUUGCAUAUAAUGAAUCUAUUGCUCUUAUUUGA